UUUCGGCUCUCCCGUGAGCACCCAUAGGGGUUCCCCGCGGCCUGAAGGGUUGCUCGCUCCCGCAGGCGGUGAAUGCGGCCUCGGUGUCGGGCGGUGCCCCCUGGGGGGGUUUCCCAGGUCUGGAGGUCCCCUGCGCGUCCCGCUCCGCAGCGGGUCUGGGGGCCCGACCCGUUCGAGCCGUGCCAGGCCCGAGGCAGCGGCCUCAAGGAGGGAAAAAAUGGGGAAACGGAGCAACAGAAAAUAAACCUUUCGUCUGGGCAUCGCGGGAAACAAACAAACAAAAAAAAAAAGAGGAGGUUGGAAAAGAAGCCCUAGAGGAGGGCAGGAGGAGCGCUCAGUUAGCAGUGGAUUGUUAGGCAAACGAAGCGCUCCACCUAAGAAACAGCCCAAGUUUUAUUAUGGCCAUUGUUCUGUCCCUCUGCCGAAGUGCUUGCAAAAGACUUUUUGGCUCCUGAUGCGUUCGCGUUACCGCUCGCUCAAUGCUGUCUGGGAGGUUACGUUGUUGGUUUUUGUUUGUUUGUUUGAAGAGCAAUAGCCAACAGACCCGAGAGGAAGCAAAUAGUUUGUAAAAGACAGAAGCUUUUUAAGUAUCCACCAAAAAUAUAAUUUAAAAAAAAAAAAAAUCAAAGCCGCCAGGCAGCAGCCUCCACAGAGAGCAAUCAGCCUGGACAGAGCGCGGCCCGGGUCUCGUUGCUCUCCUCUUGGGUGUUUUCAACCCGAUGGAACGAGGAGGAAAAACCCUAAAAAGAAACGAGAAGGGUGGCUUCUCGGCUAGUCCCAAACUCCAGGCAGGCGGAGGGAGCCGCGCACGGGUGGUCAGAGGCCUCUGCCCCCACGCGUGGCUCGGCAAAGCCCCGUGGCCCGUGGGUCCGUUGUACCUGUGUCCGCCGCUGCAGGUUGUUGUGCUGGAGAGCAAUUGGGCUAUUGUUGAUAUGCUAAUGAGGCGAUUAGGCUGUUGGUAAAGAGCUGGAAAAGGGAAAAGUUUCGACCAUUAGAGGGAGAUCUCAGAGCGCGCAGAGGAGCAGUGCACAGCCUCCGCCAGCCGCGCUCCGCAUACCAGAGGCACCACUUUAGUGAAAGGCAGGGAGAAACAAAUCCUCUCUCACGCCAAUCCAUGAAAAUGCUUUGGAAACUGACGGAUAAUAUCAAGUAUGAGGAAUGUGAGGAGCGCCACGACAGCACCAGCAACGGGACGGCCCGGCUGCCCCAGCUGGGGACCGUGGGUCAGUCCCCCUACACCAGCGCCCCGCCGCUCUCCCAUACCCCCAACGCCGACUUCCAGCCUCCCUACUUCCCCCCUCCUUACCAGCCCAUCUACCCCCAGUCUCAGGACCCCUACUCCCACGUGAACGACCCCUACAGCCUCAACCCCCUCCACGCCCAGCCGCAGCCCCAGCACCCUGGAUGGCCGGGACAGAGGCAGAGCCAGGAAACGGGGCUCCUGCACACGCACCGGGGGCUCCCCCACCAGCUUUCGGGCUUGGACCCCCGCAGGGACUACCGGCGGCAUGACGACCUGCUGCAUGCCCCGCACGGGCUGGGCUCGGGGCUGGCUGACCUGCCCCUACACUCCAUCCCUCACGCCAUCGAGGACGUGCCGCACGUAGAAGACCCCGGUAUUAACAUCCCGGAUCAAACUGUAAUUAAGAAAGGCCCCGUGUCCCUCUCCAAGUCUAACAACAACGCCGUCUCCUCCAUCCCCAUCAACAAGGACGCGCUCUUCGGCGGGGUGGUCAACCCCAACGAGGUCUUCUGCUCGGUGCCGGGCCGCCUCUCGCUGCUCAGCUCCACCUCCAAGUACAAGGUCACGGUGGCGGAAGUGCAGCGACGCCUCUCGCCGCCCGAGUGCCUCAACGCCUCCCUGCUGGGCGGAGUGCUGCGGAGGGCAAAGUCCAAAAAUGGAGGGCGAUCCCUCAGAGAGAAACUGGACAAAAUAGGGCUAAACCUGCCAGCCGGGAGGCGCAAAGCUGCUAACGUCACCUUGCUCACUUCGCUGGUGGAGGGAGAAGCAGUGCAUCUAGCUAGAGAUUUUGGGUACGUUUGUGAGACAGAAUUUCCUGCCAAAGCAGUAGCUGAAUUUCUCAACCGACAACAUUCCGAUCCAAACGAGCAAGUCACAAGAAAAAACAUGCUUCUAGCUACAAAACAGAUCUGUAAAGAGUUCACCGACCUGCUGGCUCAGGACCGAUCUCCCCUGGGGAACUCGCGGCCCAACCCCAUUUUGGAGCCGGGCAUCCAGAGCUGCCUGACCCACUUCAACCUCAUCUCACACGGCUUCGGCAGCCCGGCGGUGUGCGCUGCUGUUACCGCCCUGCAGAACUAUCUCACCGAGGCGCUCAAGGCCAUGGACAAAAUGUACCUCAGCAACAAUCCCAACAGCCACACAGACAACAGCACCAAAAGCGGCGACAAAGAGGAGAAGCACCGAAAGUGAGGAUCCCCCCCCCAACUCCUCUCCCUUCCCCCCUUACAGCCCAUCAGUCCAUUCGUCUCCCUCCUCCCUCUUCCCUGCACCCAGCACCCCAGGCUACAGCAACAGAAUGAGCGUCCUUCUGCCAAUCCUGUUCUCUGACUCUGCAGGACUGCUCUGCCCUCUCCCCGCACCCUUUCCCAGCAUCCACAUUUCCAUUUUUUCCCUUUUCACUUGCCCCUCCUCUCCCCCCGCUGCUACCAUCGUUUUACUACUCCAGUUUGGAGCCUAAGAGAACAGAACAGGGGGACGGAGCCAGCAAAGAGAAAAAGUUCUGUCUUGAGUUUGUGGACGUUUUUUUUUUAAAUAAAACAAAAGGAGGAAAACAAAAACAAAACAAAAAGGACCUUUUUUCUAAAAAUAUAUUAAAAAUAAUAAUAAAAAAAAGAAAUAAAUAAUACUAAAAAAAAAUUCUAUGAGCUUCACCGGACUGAAUCACCACCUUCCCUUACAUAAACUUCAGUUAAGAUUGUAGCCAUAUUAAGAAAAAAGUGAAAAAAGUGCAACAGCAAACAAACAAAGAAAAGGCAAAAAGGACUGAUGACAUUUUAUCAGUAUUGUGAAUAAACUUGAACACAAAACACAAGCAGUUCCAUGUCAUAUCUUCAGUUAUAGAACUUUUUCCUGUCAAAGGUAAAGCGACCAACUUGAACUUUCUAUUGCAACACGGUUCACGGUUAUUAUAUAAGGGAAUCAGUGUUCAUGUAUGUAUAUAUUUAUUUAUGUGUAAUUUAAUGGGAAUUGUAAAUAUGGUGAGUCUGUUUUAAGCCUUUUUUUAUUUAUCUGGUGAUCUCGUUUACCUCUUGUUUAGUGGGUUUUAAAUCUUCCCCUCUUAGUUCAUCAUGUGGUUCAUGGUACUUAUUUAGAUAUCAGAGGUUUUUUGGGGGUUAUUCUCUGGGAUACAUCAUUUUUAGCCCUGUUGUAGCAUGUUAAAGGCGACAAUGAAGCAGCUGAACAAAUAAAAAAAACAUGAAUUUUUAUAUAUAAUUAGUAUGACAUUUAGUUUCUCAUUGCAGAAAAAAAUUAAGUGAUGUUGGACCCUGGCAAGAUUUUUAAACAUGUUAGUGGUUUUACAACCUUUAUGUGUUGUGGGAAAUGAAAGAAGUUAUUUUUAUCCACUGUCCCUUUCCUGAAAGCACCAUCAGAGCAAUAAAUUAAUAUUGUCUUUUAAAACAAGAUUUAGCUUUUCUUUCCUUUUUUUUUUUCUUCCUCCCUUUUGUUUUUCUUUUUCUUCUUUUUUUUUUUCCCAAAAAACUUCAAACAUUUGGGACCACCUGGUAUCCUGUAAUUCCACUGGCCAUAUUGGAAGCAGUUAUAGUUGUAUUGUAUUGAGUUGUGCCGGCAGUAGUUUCCAUGCCUGUCAAUGUAUCAUAGUCCUUUGUUGCCCAGAUAAAUAAAUAUUUGAUACGCUUUAUGUCGAUUUUUUUAUUCA
Anas platyrhynchos (mallard) is the source of this 3902-nucleotide messenger RNA. RefSeq names its product transcription factor AP-2 alpha (gene TFAP2A). Gene Ontology annotation, cellular component: nucleus. The record is from RefSeq and is a predicted model, not a curated record. Gene Ontology annotation, biological process: regulation of transcription by RNA polymerase II; anatomical structure development; regulation of cell population proliferation. NCBI's taxonomy places the organism in Eukaryota, Metazoa, Chordata, Aves, Anseriformes, Anatidae. Gene Ontology annotation, molecular function: RNA polymerase II transcription regulatory region sequence-specific DNA binding; DNA-binding transcription factor activity, RNA polymerase II-specific.